AUGGGGAUCAACUUCCCUAGUUUGAUGUUACCUCUGUCCGUAGAUCCUUGUAAUCUUGAUAACUACAAAGAACUGAACCAAGGAGAUCGGUCAGAGAAAUAUAGAGAUGCAAGUGACAGGUGUGAUGGCGAUGACCUUAGGGAAGAAUGGCAUUAUUGGUACGUGGUGUCAGGAAACGCAGGCAACGCCCUUGCCACAAAUAACGCCCCUGCUAAGGGAAGUUGCGGUACCACUGAUCGUCUGUACUUGAAAGGUCAACAUCCGCUUUUUGGUGAAGGUGAAGUUACCAGGAAGUUGUGUAUAGCUAAAGGAAACAAAGCAUGUGAGCAAGAACAAUCUAUUCAAAUAAUAAACUGUGGUGCGUUUUACAUGUACAAGCUCUAUAACAAUGGAGAAUGUUCCCCUCCCUGGCGCUACUGCACAAAUGGUGUCGAGAAUGUUUCUUGUAACGAUUUCAAUUGUCCUUUGGGCCUUAUAUGUACUCUGCAAAACAACGGUGAAAAUCGUCACUGUCUAGAUCCUAAUCAAGUGCCAGAAACAACUAUUGUACAAACGCAACAUGAAACAACAGCCACACCGAAAACAGCAAACCCAACCUCAGAUACAACAACAACACAACUGACAACAGACACUACCAAAACAAAGCCAACAUCAGAUACGAUAAAAGCACAACCAACAACGAAAACAAGCACAGAGAAGCUAACAGAUAAAACAACAGCAAAACUAAAAACAGACACUACCACAGUAAAGCCAACAUCUGUAACAAUAACAGUACAUCUUAUGACAGACACCUGCACAGCAAAGCCAAUAUCACAUACAAUAACAGCACAACCAACAGCGAAAACAAGCACAGCAAAGCUAAUAGAUACAACAACAGCAAAACUAAGAACAGAUACUACCACAGCAAAGCCAACAUCAGAUACAACAACAGCACAACAAACAACGGACAUAACAACACAAGUAACAAGAGACUCAGUAUCAAUACCUCUACAAAGUUCAUCGUCUUCGCCAAGAAGCAUCCGCACCAGCGUCAUUCAGCAAUAUCAUUCAGCUGAGUUGUCAAUCCCAACAGAAGCAAAAACUGUAAAAAGGUCAGCAUUGUCAGAAUCAUUAACUUCACGAGCAGAAAUUGCGCCAGAAACGUCAUCAUCGUUAUUUUUGUCACCAUUCUCUACGCCGUUAUUAUCAAAAACAAUAAAUACACCACUAUCAGAAUCGUCAACGUCAGACAUACAUUUAAAAUCUUCAUCAAUAGCAACAACAACAAUAACAAUGAAAAAAGCAGAUGUGGCCACAAGGACAUCAUCAACACCAAAAUUAGAACAAAACUCACCUUUAACUUGGUCAACUGAGAUAACUAAGCAAGCCGCAGUAACAUUAAAAGCAACAUCAACACCUUCCGCAAAAACAACAACAACAGCUGUAGGAGCAGUAGCAGAAACUGCAGCCUCAGGAAUUUCAAAAGAAACUGUACCACUGCAGCCAACAUCCGUGAUUUCAAAAUCUUUGACGACAGAACUUGAUGCUGCAGCAUCACUAUUACCAACAACUGAGCUAGGGACGUCAACAGAACUAGCUGUAGUAUCAGCAAUAAUUGCAUUACCAAAAGAUGAGGGGGUGCAGAUAGUGGUUGAAACACCCCGUCCAACGCUUGUAGACGAAGGGGGUGUUGUCAGUAUGGACGCAGACUUCGAACAGCACCCAAAUGACUAG
Messenger RNA from Pocillopora damicornis (cauliflower coral), 1713 nucleotides. RefSeq lists its product as uncharacterized. NCBI's taxonomy places the organism in Eukaryota, Metazoa, Cnidaria, Anthozoa, Scleractinia, Pocilloporidae. Gene Ontology annotation, biological process: cytokine-mediated signaling pathway. Gene Ontology annotation, molecular function: cytokine receptor activity; cytokine binding. Gene Ontology annotation, cellular component: external side of plasma membrane; signaling receptor complex. The record is from RefSeq and is a predicted model, not a curated record.